AUGGAACUCUUUUCGUUCGUUGACGAUAUUAGACGUAUGAAUAAACGACAGGCUAUAUACCAAGUACUCAAUUUUGGAAUGAUUGUUUCCACCGCUUUGAUGAUAUGGAAAGGACUUAUGGUUGUAACAGGUAGUGAAAGUCCAAUUGUCGUUGUACUAAGUGGUAGUAUGGAGCCUGCGUUUCAUCGCGGUGAUCUUCUUUUACUUACAAAUUAUCAUGAAGAACCUAUCCGCGCUGGCGAUAUUGUUGUUUUCCGAAUUGAAGGCCGAGACAUUCCAAUUGUUCAUCGAGUUCUAAAAGUCCACGAAAAAGAUGACGGUUACGUAAAAUUCUUAACUAAAGGUGACAAUAAUCAAGUCGACGAUCGCGGUCUUUAUUCUCCAGGACAAUUAUGGCUCGAAAAGAAGGAUGUGAUUGGUCGUGCUCGAGGAUUUCUUCCAUAUAUUGGCAUGGUGACGAUUGUAAUGAACGACUUUCCGCAAUUGAAAUAUUUCGUCUUAGCUGUUCUUGGCUUCUUCGUUUUAGUGAAUCGUGAAAACUAA
This is a messenger RNA of Adineta ricciae, 543 nucleotides long. NCBI's taxonomy places the organism in Eukaryota, Metazoa, Rotifera, Eurotatoria, Adinetida, Adinetidae. The record is from the annotation of a GenBank genome assembly.